Molecule: messenger RNA, 4647 nt
Organism: Neopelma chrysocephalum (saffron-crested tyrant-manakin)
Lineage: Eukaryota; Metazoa; Chordata; Aves; Passeriformes; Pipridae
Gene: ALPK3
Product: alpha kinase 3
Biological process (GO): protein phosphorylation; cardiac muscle cell development
Cellular component (GO): nucleus
Molecular function (GO): protein serine/threonine kinase activity; ATP binding
Source: RefSeq, a predicted model, not a curated record
GCAGGGUCGCUAUAAAUGCCAGCGGUGACUGACAGGGCGGGAGCCGCGGGCAGGGGCAGCCUCAGUCCGGCCGCCGCCAUGGGCUCGACCCGCCGGGCCCUCGCCGAGCUCUACGGGCGGGGAUCGGGCCACGCCGAUGGCGCCGAGGAGGCCGAGAGCGCGGCCUGGGCCUCGCGGCCGGACCGGCGGAGUUACCUGCUGGGCAUCCGGCCCCAGAACAGCUUAUCAAGCAGCAGAUUCUGUCCCUCCAGUUUAGGAAGGAGCACCUUCUGCGCAAUCAUUUCUCAGCUGACGGAGGAAACACAGCCACUAUUUGAAACCACUAUCAAAUCCCGUUCUGUGUCCGAGGACUCUGAUGCUAAAUUCACGUGCAUAGUGACAGGGUUCCCGCAGCCAGAGGUGACAUGGUACAAGGAUGAUGAGGAGAUGGAUCGCUACUGUGGCUUACCCAAGUACGAGAUAUUCCGUCAUGGAAAUCGCCACACCCUGCAGCUGUACAAGUGCCGAGAAGAAGAUGCAGGCAUUUACCAGGCCUCAGCUAGAAAUACCAAAGGCAUCGUGUCCUGCUCUGGUGUGCUGGAAGUGGGAACCAUGACGGAAUUCAAAAUCCAUCAGAAAUGGUUUGACAAAAUAAAGAGAAAAGCUGAAGAAAAGCUGCAAGAGAUAGAACAGGGCAAGAAACGAGGAAAAGAAAAUGUGGAGGUGGAGAAGUUGCAGGGAAUGAGCCCCGAAAGGCUCCAGAGGAAGCGGAGGCUGGCUAGGGAUCAGAAUCUCCAGUCAGGAGACUCUUCAUGGGAGAAGGAAGAUGCAGCGAAAGUGCACGUCGCGGAUUCGCAGUCCAGGUUACACAAGGAUAUUGCUGAGACACAGGAGCAGCCAGUCAGUGCAGUGAUGGGCUUCUCAAACAAACUGGUAGCACCUCUGAAAGCAGAGGUGACAACCAAUGGAGAUGCCACUUUGGAGACUGGGGAGGAGAACGGGAACAGCUUUCUCACGUAUAUCUAUGAGACAGUGGAGGACCUGGCGGCUAAGCCAGGGGCAAAAGACUCUGCAGCUAAAAAGAAAAAGAAGGUGGGGGCUCCUUCAGCAGCAACGCAGGAAGCUUCCAAGCGAGAAGAAAGUGGGAGAGACAGGGCCAAUCCUUCCUCAAAUCCCAGGUUUGCCCCUCCUGUCCCCUUACGUAGAAAUGCACGUUUGAGAGCGGCAAAGGAUCAAGAAGUGGAAACCAGUCUAAAAGGCAAAGAGCCUGAGAAAGCUGUGAAUCAGGACACUAAAACCAGUGAUAACGUGUACUUCUCAUUAAAGGACAUGUAUUUUGAUAAGCAGGUGAAGCCAACAGCAGGGAAGGAGGAGGUGGGAGCCAAGGACGAGGCCAGGAGCGAGACUGCCCUGCGGCCGGUGGCCAUCAGCAGACAGACAGAGGAUGCUCCAUUGUCCUCUGAGGUGUCAGAGGCAGGACCUGUGCUGUCCGAGGGACAGAGAGGCCAACACCAAGCACAGAAGUUGGAGGGAAACAAAAAGAUUGCAGCAACAGUGGGACAGUCUCCUGAUGAUCUAAAACACCCAGUGUCUUGUCCAACCACAGAGUCUGGUCAGCAAGCCAGUAAGUUAGAGGAGGUCAGAAAGGACGUGCCUGUCUGCCAGGAAGCCAGGGGGGCUGUGAAAAUGACAAAUCCUCGGCUGAGGCCUCAGGAGCCACCAAAGCCAACAGCACCUUCUCCAGACCACGUACAGUCCAGCAAGGAGCACCCACCCCCCAGGAAACAGGCAGAAAGACAUUCCCGUGCUCUUGAGGGCAGAGAGACUCAGCAAGGACUGUUAAAUCAAGAGAACAAAAGCCAAGGCAGAGAAGAGCCAUUGCUAAAAAAUUUGAGUCCUCCAAAGGAUAAAACUGGAGAAAACACUGGAGAAAAUGUUUCUCGUGAGCAAAUCCCGCAUCAGACAGUCAAGGAUGGGAAAAGCAAAGAGGCAGGAGCAGAGCUGUCUGGGAGCCAUCCUGGUGUGAGGACAGGAGGGAGUGGUGAAGCAGAGCCAUGUCCUGGGGCUGGGCACAGGGAGGCAGGAGGGACAAUUUUGGGGCAGCAGGACACUGAAACAGCAGCUCCUCCGUCAGUUCCACUUGCCAAGGAAAAGCUGCUUCCUGCUCCUGCAGCAGAGCCGUCGGUGGCUCAGGAGGCACUGCUGACAGCUCAUGGAGCCCCAGGGAUGGAGGCCACCACAGGAGAGGUCCCAUCUGGAGCCCAGCUGCUUCCUCCUGUGAGGGGAGAAACGGAAACCACAAAGACAGAUGGAUCUGCCCCGCAAGAGACGUUUUCAGCCAGCCUGUUAGGAGAGGAGAAUGCCAAACCAGUGCCCGUGGGACCUCAGGAGAGGGAAGGAGGAGAGCAGACAGCCACAGCUCCAUGCCAGGGACCAGCAGCACCUCCAGGGACUUUUGAAGGAGGUGCUGAGGUCCAGCCACAGGUACCGCUGGUCCUGCCUGGCCCCGAGAGAUGUCAGGAGAUGUCUUUGGAGGAGAAAAUGCAGCACAAAAACCUGGUUUCCUCCUUAAAGAACUACCUGCUGCUGCUUCUAAAAAUGUCAGAUAGCAGUAAGGAUGCCACGAAAGGAGACACUGACGCUGGGGACAAGGAGCAGCCAGAUGCAGGGGAAGGCAUGAUGCCAGAGAUAGGCAUUGCUGGGCUGAGCCCUCGCACCUCAAGGAGAGUUUUGGAAAAGGUACAAAACAACCAGCUCUUCCAGACAGCAGAGAACUUGCCUCUGACCCCCAGGACAUCCAGGCGGAUCACAGGCAUGAUCAACGAGGAAUUUGUCACCAGCCAGGAGAUGCUGGCUUGCAGGCCUGUGCCACCAAAGAAACGCACCUGGGUUGCCCCCAAGGCCGAGGGGCCGCCCCUGCUCUCUGUGCCCUCCAUUGUGGUGGGCAGCAUGUCAGCAUCAGGAGCAGGGCAGCCUCCUCAGUCUUCUGAUUUGCCUCCAGUGAGCUCUGAAGAGAGUCCUGGUGACCCUCUGGCAGUGCUACCUUGUGCCACACCAGAAGAGCUCGCUUUGGGAGCCCGGCGCAAAAUAUACCUGCCAAAACCCAAACAGGUGGGGGAGGAAGAGGAGGCAACCCUGGAGAGCCCGGGACACAUGAGAAGUCCCACUGUUUCACCACAGCAAUCCAGGAAGAACAUACCCCUGUUGCAUUCUCCUGCCCUGGCUCCAUCCUCUCCCACAGAGCAGUGCUCGCCAACCCUCACGAGGAAAAUGGCCACGUUGGAGGUUCCUAAGCUGUACGAGGAGCCUGCAGGUGACACCAGUGGUGACCACGAGGUCUUUGGAGAUGCUAAGCCAGAAGCACAGCCAGCAGAGUCCCAGAAAGCAAAUAACCCAUUUAAAGUUCCACAGGUGGUCCGUAAGAUCAGGGCAGAACAAUUUUCCGAUGCAUCAGGAAACCUGAAACUUUGGUGCCAGUUCUUCAAUAUAUUGAGUGAUUCUAAGCUGAUAUGGUACAAGGACGAGAUCCCUGUAGCUGAAGCCCAAAGGAGUGCUGGCGACGAGGGCCAGGCAGCCCUGGCUGUUGUGCAGGCGUCCCAGAAGGACUGCGGGGUCUACCGGUGCGUGAUCAGCAACGAGUACGGCACCGACUCCACCGAUUUCCUGCUCAGCCCAGAAGUGUUGUCAGGAUUUAGCCUGCGGGAAGAGAUUGAAGUUGGAGAGGAGAUCGAGAUGACGCCCAUGGUGUUUGCAAAGGGUUUGGCUGACGCAGGCUACUGGGGGGAUAAGCUCUUCGGGCGCGUGGUGAGCGAGGACAUGGAAGUGGGCGCUGGUUUCCUGCGCAAAGCCUGCCGUGCCAGAGCCAUCUAUGGCCUGGAGCCCAUCUUUGAGUCUGGCCACACCUGUGUCAUCAAAGUGCACAAUUUCAUUGUCUUUGGGACCAAGAAUGAGAACAGCCUCAUCGAGAAGAACUACGAUAUCACCAUCCAGGAAUGUAAAGUCCAGAACUCCAGCCGUGAGUACUGCAAGAUCUUUGCCGCCGAGGCACGAGCCGUCCCUGAUUUUGGAGCAGUGCCCGAGAUAAUUCCACUGUACCUGGUUUAUCGACCGGCCAACAACAUCCCUUAUGCCACAAUGGAGGAGGACCUGGGUGGGCCCUGUGAGCAGUACUGUGUCACCGAGAGAGACGGCAGCUUGGUAGCAAGAGGCACCUCGGAGAUCGUGCUCAAAUGCUGCACCUUCCAGCAUUGGGUCUACCAGUGGACAAAUGGAAACAUCCUUGUGACUGACAUGGAAGGAGUGGGCUGGAAGUUGACCAAUGUGCGGAUCGCUACCAACCUGAAAGGGUACCAGGGGCUGAAGGAGAGCUGCUUCCCCUCCCUGCUGGAGCAAUUCCCGGCUGCUCACCGGUGCAAUCGUUACUGCAGCAUCCUGGGCCUGAAGACACUGGAGCCAGCCAAGCCCAAGGGCUCCAAGAGCCCCUCCCUGGGCAGGAAAUCUGCCCAGUCCAGUCCCCAGCUCCAGAAGAAGGCGCUGUCAAGUCCUCAGGGCACCCGCAAGGCUGCUGUGAGCCCCAAGAGCUCCCGGAGAGCUGCAGGAACAGGGGAGGCCCCGACAGCCUCCAAACCCAGGUUGGGAGAGAGCAGCAGGGCUGGCUGCCCACAGUAG